Bursaphelenchus okinawaensis is the source of this 442-nucleotide messenger RNA. The record is from the annotation of a GenBank genome assembly. Lineage: Eukaryota; Metazoa; Nematoda; Chromadorea; Rhabditida; Aphelenchoididae.
AUGUUUCGUCCAUUGCCACAGUUGAAUCCGGUCAUGAGGUGAGUUGAAAAGUAGAAAUAGUGAUAGGUUAUAGAUCUAGCUAUGGAGUAAAUAAAACCUUAUAGUAGUUUAUUACCAAGGAUCGACAUUUCGAUGAUCUGAUUAACAAAACUAAAAGGUUUCCAGUUUUUACAGUAUAUUUUGCUACACUACUAUUUAAAAUAUUAACAUUGACUUUAGGUAUCGUCUAAAAACCAGCGAUGACAGCCCACUAGCCAACUUAAGGCCGGUCCGGGCCACCCCGCUCGCUAGUUCAGGCCGAAACUGUUUCUUUAGUCCAGUCCAGUGCCGACUGCCUGUUAGCCAGAUGAAGUCGAUGGACAACUCGAGAAGACGGCUGUUCACGAACGACCAGCCCCCGAUGGGCCCGUUCGACCGAAUACGAAGAUUCAGAGACUACUAA